Molecule: messenger RNA, 875 nt
Organism: Pseudogymnoascus verrucosus
Lineage: Eukaryota; Fungi; Ascomycota; Leotiomycetes; Thelebolales; Thelebolaceae
Product: Minor allergen Alt a 7
Exons: 4
Coding region: 16-627 (203 amino acids)
Molecular function (GO): FMN binding; NAD(P)H dehydrogenase (quinone) activity
Source: RefSeq, a predicted model, not a curated record
CAGUCAAGUGAAAAAAUGGCUCCAAAGAUUGCUAUUGUGUUUUAUUCCAUGUACGGCCACGUACAGAAGCUGGCUGAGGCUGAGAAAAACGGCAUUGAAGCCGCUGGCGGAUCUGCCGAGAUCUUCCAAAUUGCUGAAACUCUUCCUGAGGAAGCUUUAAAGGCGAUGUACGCACCCGAAAAGUCAUCCUACCCAGUCAUCGAGCCUGAGCAGUUGACCCAAUACGACGGUGUCCUCCUCGGUAUACCCACUCGUUACGGAAAUUUUCCCGCUCAAUGGAAGGCAUUCUGGGACAAGUCUGGUGGUGUGUGGCAGUCAGGGGGAUACUGGGGUAAGUAUGCCGGCAUCUUCGUCAGCACUGGUACUCCUGGCGGUGGUCAAGAGACUACUGCUGUAAGCGCCAUGAGCACCUUAGCUCAUCACGGAUUCAUCUACGUGCCCCUAGGAUACAAGACUGUCUUUGCGCAGUUGACGGAUUUGUCCGAGGUUCACGGGGGCAGCCCAUGGGGUGCUGGUACAUAUGCUGGUGCCGAUGGUAGUCGCCAACCUACCAACCUAGAGCUUACAAUUGCCGAGGCUCAAGGUAAGGCCUUCUACGAAGCCGUCGCCAAGGAAGGCUCUGCAUGACUACCUGAUCCAAGUACAUAAUGAUGGCUUAUCCUCGAUGUCUGCAAAAACCAACUUUGAUUCCGGGUGCUCGGCCGAUCAAAUCUCUCAGUUGGGGCUGAAGCUGUCGUGUUCAUGUCACGUGUUCGAUGUUCGAUGUUCGAUAUUUUGAAGGGUGUACCAGAAUACGGGGACCGUGGCCGGAACUUCUGACUUUUGGGGCAACGCACAGGAGGCCUCAGUAAAUAUACAGUAUAUAGUAUAAGCAG